CAAGCUCUUCAUCCUACCGCCCACCAGCCACCACCCUCCCCAACCUCCACGCGAUGGCCGACGACUACACUUCCACUAUUACAGGCUCCUUGCGGUCGCUCAAAGCUGUCGCAUUCAAAUUAGCCGAUAAGAUUGACGAGACAACCGAUCAUCUCGCUGGUAACAUUCGCGAAUCGCUCUCUACCUCAGCCUGGCUUCCUUCAUCCGCCCGUCCAACCCCUCCUCCGCCUCCCCCGCCCACACGCGUCCCGACCGCCGGCUUCUCCUCGCGCCUCUUCAACUGGGCAUGGGAAAACCGGCUAGCGGUCGGCCUCGUGACGGCCACCUCUCUCGGUCUCGGCAGUUAUAUCGUCACACAGCGACGGGCGGCACGGUCCAAGAAACGCCGCGCGAAGCGAGCCUCCAAUGGCGCUCGUCAGGAGGUUUUGGUACUGGCUGGUAGUCCACACGAUGCCAUCCUAAAGUCCCUGGCCUUGGACUUGGAGCGCCGCGGUUUUAUCGUAUUUGUCGUUGUCAACUCAAUGGACGAUGAGCAGCUAGUUAUCAGCUUGGGAGGCCGUGAUAUCCGACCGCUCAACAUCGAUCUUCUAGACACCGCGGGUGCCGAAGCCUCGAUUGCGCGCUUAGAGGCGUACGUCAGUUUUCCCGUAUCCGCGUUCCAAGGGGCGCACCCGCACCAUCUACACUUCGCCGGCAUGAUCCUACUACCGGAUUCCUACUUUCCCACUGGACCAGUCGAAAUGAUUUCUGCCGACGUCUGGUCGGACGUGCUGAACCUCCGUUUGCUCUCUCCUUUCAUCACGGCAAAACUAUUCAUCCGCCUCCUCCGCGCGCACCAGUCACGCCUGCUCGUGCUGACACCAACAAUUACGCAUUCACUUUCGCCGCCGUUCCAUGCGCCGGAGGCAGUAGCGGUAGCAGCUUUGGACUCGUUCACUGACUCCUUGAGGAGAGAGCUCAAGCCACUGCACGUCGACGUCGCACAAAUAAAACUUGGCACCUUCGACACAUCGACCGUGACCGGACGGCAACACCUACAGGCGGCGAAUGGUGCGCGCGCAGACUUAAUUUCAUGGCCCACGGGUGUUCGCGGUGCCUACGGCCGGUCAUAUGCAGCGCAAGGGGGGAAGCGACCCGUCAAGGGGAGUACUCUGCGGGAGCUACACCAUGCCGUGUUCGACGCUCUGACAAUAAAGGGAAGGCCCCAGAAACUGGUGCGUGUUGGCAGCGGCAGCGUGGUCUACGACCUCAUCGGAAGGUUUGCGCCGGAUGGAGUGAUCGAGUGGAUGCUGAACGGGGGAAGAGGAUCAAUUCCAGCCGAUGAGCUGUUGGCGCGAGGCUCGGCGGGCAGCGAGGGAAGCGGGAGUGAAGGGAGCGUGGAGUGGGAGAAGGUGGAUAUGAAUUCUUCGGCGUGAUCAUUGCCAUUGGCAUUGGCAUAUGUGGGGGUAUUUGUGUGCGUUUGGUGGGGUAUUCAAUAUCGGUCCUCGUUGGCUCUCAUCUCUUCAGUACUUUUAUUUUUCGAACCAGGCAACAGUAUUGUACGUAUUGACGUUUAAUGAGGAUUCUCCACUUUGCAUGAGCUUCGUA
Messenger RNA from Tricharina praecox, 1587 nucleotides. RefSeq lists its product as uncharacterized. The transcript has 2 exons. Lineage: Eukaryota; Fungi; Ascomycota; Pezizomycetes; Pezizales; Pyronemataceae. The coding region runs from base 54 to 1415 and encodes 453 amino acids. The record is from RefSeq and is a predicted model, not a curated record.